AUGGACAGCUUGUUUGAUCUCAGGUCAAGCUCAAGGAUCCGGAAGCGCAAGUGUUGGAGUGGCGAAAGGCUGGUACCACCCCCAGUUACCGCUGCAGCUUUUACUUCACAACCAGUCACGGCUUCUACUCGGGCAGCAACUGCACCAAGUGCAACAGCCGUAAAGCCUACCGCCGCAGCCACAGCAGGCCAACCUGCAGCUGCCAGUGGAGAAAAGCCACCCACCAGUGGUGCGGUCUCGCUUGGUGUUCCCAGAGGUGGCCGAGGCAGAGAACUCGGGAGGCGCACAGAUCCGUCCUUGCCCACGGAUGUUGAGAUAGAAGAAAUGGAACCCCUACCAGCUGAAAACAUUGAUGCUGUCAUCACGAACAACCUCGUACUCUUCCGCAGUAUUGGUGGGCUACAAGAGCAGAACCAGAAGCUACUCAAGAUUGUACGUGAGCUCGGCUCUAAAAUGGAGGCGGAAGAGCGUGAGUACCGCGAAGCGCUCGACCAAGAGCAGAGUGAAGCCAUGAGAGAGGCGAUUCAAGAUCUAGCCGCACAGCUUGAGAGGCAGAAGAAGAGCAGCGAUAUGACAAUUCAGGCAUACAUGAAGGAGCGGAAUGCGUUGAAAGCCAUGCUUGCGCGGGCUGAGCGCUCGGGACUGCAUGCGGGCAUCAACGGUGACAUCAACGGCGUCGCUGGUCCUAUCAAGAACGAUCUAGCUGCGGAACUUGAAGACGUGCAAGCUCGGUUCGAGGCUUAUAAAGCUGAGAUGGGUACGGAUUCCGUGAAGCUUCAAGAGGAGUUACAGCAAGCGCAUCACAAUCUCGGGCAGGUUAAUGUUAUGCUUGCCAAGGCUAAUGCUAAGAUCGAAUAUCUCACUGACCGUCAUCGCAUGAGCCAAGACGAAGCAGCGUUACAUACCCGCGAUCUCGACAACUUGACCAAACGCAAUCAACAACUCUACGACCGGUAUAUCCGAAUUGAUAUCGAGUGCAAUCAAGCUCAGCAGGAGUUGUCCGAGGCUAAUAGUCGUGUCAAGCAGUUACGCAAUGAGAAUGCAAACCUGCGUGCAAAGAAGAAAAUAUAG
Molecule: messenger RNA, 1071 nt
Organism: Suillus discolor
Lineage: Eukaryota; Fungi; Basidiomycota; Agaricomycetes; Boletales; Suillaceae
Exons: 4
Coding region: 1-1071 (356 amino acids)
Biological process (GO): mRNA export from nucleus
Cellular component (GO): nuclear pore
Molecular function (GO): structural constituent of nuclear pore
Source: RefSeq, a predicted model, not a curated record